AUGGACAGCUGUAUACUGUUCUAUGUGGCGUCCACCUCGGUCAAAGACUUCUUGUCUCUCAAUUAUUUGAAGUUUGUCAAAGCCCUGGACAGCCUGUUCAACCUGCAGGCCUCCAAGACUCACAUGUUUGGGAUUAAGCCUACAGGUGAUAAAGUCCUGCUCCUGGCUGCGGUGAAGAGUUACAACGGUCAGCACCUGAAUGGAGAAGUUGCCAGCAGUAUCUCUGCUGCCCACCGGAGACUCCUGGAGGCUCAGAGCAACGUCACUCUGUCCUACAUCACCAGCGACCCCUGCCUCGUCAACCCCUGUCUGAACGGGGCCACCUGCAGCAAAAAUGUCCACAUCGGCCCAGAGGUGUUCGUCCUGGAGAGCCCGUCGGUCAUCUUUGUGUCACCGCAGAAUGAGAUCUUUAAUUGUUCCUGUUCAGCGGGCUUUGCCGGCACCCUGUGCGAAUUAGACAUCGAUGAGUGUGACGAGAGACCCUGCGAGAACGAGAGUGUGUGUGUUAAUAAUCCAGGAGGGUUCCGUUGCCACUGUCAGAGGGGCUUCUCUGGCCUGUACUGCUCGGCUGACGUGGAUGUAUGCCUGGAGGUCGACUGUCGACAUGGAGGGACGUGCCUGAACACGGAUGAUGGGGUUCACUGUGACUGUAGUCCUGGAUAUGAGGGUAAGUAAUAUUGAACCUGCAUCUCAACAUUGAUUUACGCACAAACAGUUCCUCUAUAAUGCAUGUAACCCAGUCAGUACAAAUGCAUGUUAAAACUGAGGGUUGAGAAUUGGAGGGUACAAAUCUUAGAUCAACGCAGGUCAACUUACUAAUAGACUAAUUGUUCUCACAACGCUAAUAUGUCAGAUGAACACUUGCAUUCCACAAUGGCUUUACACAAAAAGAGUACUGUAGCAAUUAUUCCAAAUACUGUACAGAAAAAAAUGAACAUUCGUCUCAAAACAGAGAUAAAGAGAGGAGUUGGAGUCUUAACUCUUAACGUUUUGUUCUUUUCAGGAGAGUUUUGUGAGCGUUCCGUUAACCACUGCGCAUCAGCACCUUGUCUCCAAGGCAACUGCACCAAUGGUCUGACAGGAUACAUAUGUCAUUGCCCUUUUGGUGAGAAAUUAUACAAUCUGUUAACAUACACACUUCUUCUCCAGGCUGGGCUAUACAUCGGUUAAGUCACUCAUAUGAUUGUAUUUGUGGUUAUUAUAUUGACCUGGCAUUAAACUGGCUGUAAAGGCUUGUCACACCAACAUACAUACACGACCGGUCAAAAGUUUUAGAACACCUACUCAUUCAAGGGUUGUUCUUUAUUUGUACUAUUUUUUUGUAGAAUAAUAGUGAAGACAUCAAAACAAUGAAAUAACACAUGAUGACAGCUUUGCACACUCUUGGCAUUCUCUCAACCAGCUUCAUGAGGUAGUCACCUGGAAUGCAUUUCAAUUAACAGGUGUGCCUUGUUAAAAGUUAAUUUGUGGAAUUUCUUUCCUUCUUAAUGCAUUUGAGCCAAUCAGUUGUGUUGUGACAAGGUAGGGAGGGGAGGGGGGUGGGGGGUGGGGGGGGUAUACAGAAGAUAGCCCUAUUUGGUAAAAGACCAAGUCCAUAUUAUGGCAAGAACAGCUCAAAUAAGCAAAGAGAAACGACAGUCCAUCAUUACUUUAAGACAUGAAGGUCAGUCAAUACGGAACAUUUCAAGAACUUUGAACGUUUCUUCAAGUGUAGUCGCAAAAACCAUCAAGCGUUAUGAUGAAACUAGCUCUCAUGAGGACCGCCACAGGAAUGGAAGACCCAGAGUUAACUCUGCUGCAGAGGAUAAGUUCAUUAGAGUUACCAGCCUCAGAAAUUGCAGCCCAAAUAAAUGCUUCACAGAGUUCAAGUCACAGACACAUCUCAACAUCAACUGUUAAGAGGAGACUUGUCACACCCUGGCUAUGGGACUCUAGUUGUUGAGCCAGGGUGUGUUUGUUCUAUGUGGUGUGUUUCUAUGUUGGGGGUUCUGGUUUGUUGUUUUCUAUGUUUGCCUUAGUGACUCCCAAUCAGAGGCAACGAGUGUCAGCUGUUGGCUGGUUGUCUCUGAUUGGGAGCCAUAUUUAACUGUCUGUUUUUCACUUUGUGUUUGUGGGUUUUUGUUCCGUGUUGGUCAUUGUUACCAAGGACGUCACGAGUCGUUUGUUGUUUUGUUUCGUGCUUUAUUAAAUAAAGUAACAUGUUCAUUCAUCACGCUGCGCAUUGGUCUACUUCUCUCCCUGACGAUCGUGACAAGACUGUGUGAAUCAGGCCUUCAUGAUCGAAUUGCUGCAAAGAAACCACUACUAAAGGACACCAAUAAGAAGAAGAUACUUGCUUGGGCCAAGAAACACGAGCAAUGAACAAAGAGUACUGUAGCAAUUAUUCCAAAUACUGUACAGAAAAAAAUGAACAUUAGUCUCAAAACAGAGAUAAAGAGAGGAGUUGGAGUCUUAACUAUUUAACGUUUUGUUCUUUUCGAAUUGCUGCAAAGAAACCACUACUAAAGGUCACCAAUAAGAAGAAGAUACUUGCUUGGGCCAAGAAACACGAGCAAUGAACAUUAGACUGGUGGAAAUGUAUCCUUUGGUCUGGAGUCCAACCGUUCCAACCGGUUGCAGUUCCAACCGCUGUGUCUUUGUGAGACACGGUGUGGGUGAACGGAUGAUCUCCGCAUGUGUACAUUUACAUUUACAUUUAAUCAUUUAGCAGACGCUCUUAUCCAGAGCGACUUACAGGAGCAAUUAGGGUUAAGUGCCUUGCUCAAGGGCACAUAUUUCCCACCAUAAAGCCAACACCAUAAAGGAGGUGUUAUGGUGUGGGUGUGCUUUUGCUGGUGACACUGUCUGUGAUUUAUUUAGAUUUCAAGGCGCAGCGAUACUCCAUCCCAUCUGGUUUGGGCUUAGUGGGACUAUCAUUUGUUUUUCAACAGGCCCUCCAGGCUGUGUAAGGGCUAUUUGACCAAGAAGGAGAGUGAUUGAGUGCUGCAUCAGAUGACCUGGCCUCCACAAUUCCCAAAUGGAGAUGGUUUGGGAUGAGUCGGACCGCAGAGUGAAGGAAAAGCAGCCAACAAGUGCUCAGCAUAUGUGGGAACUCCUUCAAGACUGUUGAAAAGCAUUCCAGGUGAAGCUGGUUGAGAGAAUGUCAAGAGUGUGCAAAGCUGUCAUCAAGGCAAACGGUGGCUAUUUGAAGAAUCUCAAAUAUAAAAUAUAUUUAGAUUUGUUUAACACGUUUUUGGUUACUACAUCAUUCCAUAUGUGUUAUUUCAUAGUUUUGAUGUCUUCACUAUUAUUCUACAAUUUAGAAAAUAGUAAAAAUAAAGAAAAACCUUUGAAUGAGUAGGUGUCCUAAAACUUUUGAACGGUAGUGUACAUUUGACUUAAUUGUUGUGUGCUGCCACACUUACCAGAAAGCGAAACAUUUACCAGACCACUGAACACUGAUAGUGUCCGUGUAGCGAACCAUUCAUGUAAGCUUGCGAGAUCAGGCGGCUUGCUUAGUCCUUAAAAUGUGUAACCAGAAUGCUGAAAUUAUUUAUUUGAAUCCCUUCAAAAUGUCUGUCCUGAUCCUCCUUUCACAAUUAUGAACCUAUUUUCAGCAUUCUUGUUAGCUCUACAUUUACCUUUGUCUUCUCCCUCAGGUGUGAGUGGCAUCCACUGCGAAGAGGACAGCUAUGGCUUUGAGGAGUUGUCCUAUAUGGAGUUUCCUCCUCUAGAUCCCAGGAGUAACUUUGUCUCCCUGGAGCUGGCCACGUUGCAGCAGAACAGCCUGCUGCUAUAUAACCCUGCAGGUAGAUGGAUUGAUUUGACUUAUUUGCUAUUAAUAAAACCUCAGUGUAAAAACUACACAUGGUGAUACACUGCAUUUAAAAACUGUGUGUGUGAUGUGGCUGGGGGGAUUGAGAAUGGAGCAGAAAACACAUUUCCGUUGUUCGCUGUAACUAAUGGACAAUAAAGUUGUAUUGUUGUAAAAUUAUUGAGGAUAACACCCCCUUUAUGGUCCUUGGUAUCAGGCCCGGGCAGUGCUGAGUACAUGGCACUGGAGGUUGUGAAGGGAAGGGUCUGUCUCUCAUACGACCUGGGCUCUGGAGCUGUCCGUCUGCAGACGGAAAGGCAGGUGGCCGAUGGACGCUUUCACAGCAUUACCGUCAGGAGGAUAGGAAACGUGAGUCCCAAGAGCGCACAUACACGCAGACAUACACACACAUACACGCAGACAUACAAGCGCGCACACACUUAUUUUAGUUUUCAUCUUAUAGAUAGGCUCUCUACAAGUGGACCACUGUCCUGAUGGGAAGGCUACUGGAUUUUGUCUCUCUCAAAGUAAAGGCAUUGGCUCCAAAAGGUACUUGUCUACUCAUUAUUACAUUAUAUGUGGGUUUUAUUUAAUUGAAUGUCAUAUCAAUGUGUUGUAUUCAUUAUCACUUACUACAAUGUGUUCUUGGUCGCUGCUGUCCCUCCCAGGACCCUGGACGUUGGCGGCAGUAACAUGACGUUUGGAGGAGUCAGGUCUAUCGAGUCUGUUCUGCUGCGGCCUGGUCAAGUCCAGACUCAUGACUUUGUUGGCUGUGUGAGAAACAUAAAAGUAAACGGUAUACCUUUAGGGCCCUCCAAAGCUCUGGCGGCCUACAACUUCUUGGAGAGGUAUGAGCUCAGAUUGGACAUCCUCUGUGAGACCAAAUAAGUGUACUAUAGAGGGAAAAGGGUACCAUUCAGGAUUUGGCCUAGGACGGUGGGAUGUAGCGGUUGUCGUAGCUGUAGAGGAGCCAACUGUUGUUGUCAAAAUCUUAUGUCAGAUGAGUGAAUCCAUACAGUACAACAGAUAGAUGGUAUAGUCCUAUUGACAGUUAACAUACAGUAUAACCAAUGGAUGGUAUGGUCACUAGGUGUCCUCGAGCAGCAGUGUCUCCGUGUCUCAGUGGUCCUUGUCUGAACGGAGGAGUGUGUCAGGACCUCUGGUCUCACUACAUCUGUCAGUGUACACACCGCUACACUGGAACCACCUGUAACACAGGUACUGGCCUACACACGUGGGGACAAUUCAAGAAAACCUUAAAAACAAUGGGCAAUUUACACAAUUUACUCCCUGAAUUGACUGAAUUAAAAACAGAAUUAACCCCAGCCUUCCUGGUACUAUAGUCCCACUAAACCUGACUGUGCUUUUGUUUCAUGGUGUGACCAACCUGUUCAAUGACUCGCUGCUCCACUGACCAACUAUUUUAUUUCGGACAGAGAUUUCAGAGGAGCGUGUGUUACAGCUGGGCAGUAGCGACUACAUAGAGUAUGUGGUCAGAGAGAGCUACAGGAGAGAGCAGCAGCUGAGAGACCUGCUGGACGGAGGCAGAGGAGAGACGGAGAGCAGCAGAGAUCUCUCUGAGAUAGAAGUCAAGGUGAAGACUGUGGAGAGAGAUGCAGUGUUGCUGUUCGUUUUGGGAAGGAAAGGACACUUUGAGCUCAGGGUGAGCUGCACAUGAGACUAUCAGCAUGUGAGAUUAUCGGUAUUUCACGGAGCAGUAUCUCUGUACUGUUCACACCAGUAUGUGUUCAGAGAAUUUGAAUGUAUAAAGUUUAGUUAUAGGACACAGAAAAUUGAGUUUGCAAUGGAGAGUGGAGGAGAGAGCUUCUUAAAUGCCAUUCUUUGGUUGAACUUUGGUUCCAAAUGGCACCCUAUUCUGUAGUGCACUACUUUAGCACUGUGGGCCCUGGUCAAAGUAGUGCACUACAGAAUAGGGUGCCAUUUGGGUGCCAACUCUAUAUAGCACAUACAGUGCAUUCGGAAAGUAUUCAGACCCCUUGACUUUUAACACAUUUUGUUACGUUACAACCUUAUUCUAAAAUGGAUUAAAUCUACACACAGAACCCCAUAAUGACAACGCAAAAACCGGUGUUUAGAAAUUUAGUCCCUGGGUCCUUAGCUUAGUGAUGAGCUUUGAGGGCACUAUGGUGUUGAAUGCUGAGCUGUAGUCAAUGAACAGCAUUCUCACAUAGGUGUUCCUUUUGUCCAGGUGGGAAAGGGCAGUGUGGAGUACAAUAGAGAUUGCAUCAUCUGUGGAUCUGUUGGGGCGGUAUGCAAAUUGGAGUGGGUCUAGGGUUUCUGGGAUAAUGGUGUUGAUGUGAGCCAUGACCAGCCUUUCAAAGCACUUCAUGGCUACAGACGUCAGUGCUACGGGUCGGUAGUCAUUUAGGCAGGUUAUCUUAGUGUCCUUGGGCACAGGGACAAUGGUGGUCUGCUUGGAACAUGUUCGUAUUAGACUCAGUCAGGGACAUGUUGAAAAUGUCAGUGAAGACACUUGCCAGUUGGUCAGCACAUGCUCGGAGUACACGUCCUGGUAAUCCGUCUGGCCCUGCGGCCUUGUGAAUGUUGACCUGCUUAAAAGUCUUACUCACAAUGGCUACGGAGAGCGUGAUCACGUAGUCAUCUGGAACAGCCGAUGCUCUCAUGCAUGCUUCAGUGUUGCUUGCCUCGAAGCAAGCAUAGAAGUGAUUUAGCUCGUCUGGUAGGCUUGUGUCACUGGGCAGCUCGCGGCUGUCCUUCCCUUUGUAGUCUGUAAUAGUUUUCAAGCCCUGCCACAUCCGACGAGCGUCAGUGCAGUACGAUUCCAUCUUAGUCCUGUAUUGACUCUUUGCCUGUUUGAUGGUUCAUCGGAGGGCAUAGCAGGAAUUCUUAUAAGCGUCCGGGUUAGAGUCCCGCUCCUUGAAAGCGGCAGCUCUACCCUUUAGCUCAGUGCGGAUGUUGCCUGUAAUCCAUGGCUUCUGGUUGGGGUAUGUACGUACGGUCACUGUGGGUACGACGUCAUCGAUGCACUUAUCAGUGACUGAUGUGGUGUACUCCUCAAUGCUAUCGGAAGAAUCCCGGAACAUAUUCCAGUCUCAUUUGACCACUUCCUUAUUAACCGAGUCACUGGUGCUUCCUGCUUUAAGGGUUUUUCUUUAUUUUUACUAUUUUCUACAUUGCAGAAUAAUAGUGAAGACAUAAAAACUAUGAAAUAACACAUAUGGAGUCAUGUAGUAACUAAAAAGGUGUUAAACAAAUCAAAAUAUAUUUGAUAUUUGAGAUUCUUCAAAUAGCCACCGUUUGCCUUGAUGACAGCUUUGCACACUCUUGGCAUUCUCGCAACCAGCUUCAUGAGGUAGUCACCUGGAAUGCAUUUCAAUUAACAGGUGUGCCUUCUUAAAAGUUAAUUUGUGGAAUGUAUUUCCUUCUUAAUGCGUUUGAGCCAAUCAGUUGUGUUGUGACAAGGUAAGGGUGGUAUACAGAAGAUAUCUCUAGUUGGUAAAAGACCAAGUCCAUAUUAUGGCAAGAACAGCUCAAAUAAGCAAAGAGAAACGACAGUCCAUCCUAACUUUAAGACAUGAAGGUCAGUCAAUACGGAACAUUUCAAGAACUUUGAACGUUUCUUCAAGUGCAGUCGCAAAAACCAUCAAGCGCUAUGAUGAAACUAGCUCUCAUGAGGACCGCCACUGUAAUGGAUGACCCAGAGUUACCUCUGCUGCAGAGGAUAAGUUAAUUAGUUACUAGCCUCAGAAAUUGCAUCCCAAAUAAAUGUUUCCCUGAGUUCAAGUCACAGACAUCUCAACAUCAACUGUUCAGAGGAGACUGUAUGAAUGAGGCCUUCAUGGUCUAAUUGCUGCAAAGAAACCACUACUAAAGGACACCAAUAAUAAGAAGAGACUUGCUUGGGCCAAGAAACACGAGCAAUGGACAUUAGACCGGUGGAAAUUUGUCCUUUGGUCUGGAGUCCAAAUUUGAGAUUUUUGGUUCCAACUGCUGUGUCUUUGUGAGAAGUGGUGUGGGUGAACAAAUGAUCUCCGCAAGUGUAUUUCCCACUGUAAAGCAUGGAGGAGGAGGUGUUAUGGUGUGGGGGUGCUUUGCUGGUGAUCUGUCUGUGAUUUAUUUAGAAUUCAAGGCACACUUAACCAGCAUGGCUACCACAGCAUUCUGCAGCGAUAUGCCAUCCCAUCUGGUCUGGGCUUAGAGGGACUAUCAUUUGUUUUUUAACAGGACAAUGACCCAACACACCUCCAGGCUGUGUAAGGGCUAUUCUACAAAGAAGGAGAGUGAUGGAGUGCUGCAUCAGAUGACCUGGCCUCCACAAUCCCCCCUACCUCAACCCAAUUCAGAGUGAAGGAAAAGCAGCCAACAAGUGCUCAGCAUAUGUGGGAACUCCUUCAAGACUGUUGGAAAACCAUUCCAGGUGAAGCUGGUUGAGAGAAUGCCAAGAGUGUGCAAAGCUGUCUUCAAGGCAAAGGGUGUCUAUUUGAAUCUCAAAUAUAAAAUAUAGUUUGAUUUGUUUAACACUUUUUAGGUUACUACAUGAUUCCAUGUGUUCUUUCAUAGUUUCGAUGUCUUCACUAUUAUUCUACAAUGUAGAAAAUAGUAAAAAUAAAGAAAAACCCUUGAAUGAGUAGGUGUGUCCAAACUUUUGACUGGUACUGUUUGUAAAUAAGGUAUGUUUUUUUUUGCUAACAUUUCUAAAAACCUGUUUUUGCUUUGUCAUUAUGGGGUAUUGUGUGUAUAGAUGAGGGGGGAAAAAACAAUUUAAUCAAUUUUAGAAUAAGGCUAAUGUAACAAAAUGUGUAAAAAGUCAAGGGGUCUGAAUACUUUCCGAAUGCACUGUACAUACAGAGUUCUGUUGGUGUCUGCAUUAUCAGAGUAGAAGUGUUGCCUCUUAGCUGUCCGUAUUCUAAACCAAGUUUCCAUUGACACGUUCAGGUGAUGGAUGGAAACCUCCUGUACGUCUCCAGAGCCAGAACGUCAGGCGUCCUCUCAGAGGUAACCACCAGCGUUGGAGCAUGGUGCUGCUGACAACACCAGAGUUUGGGUUCAAUUCCCUUAUGGGCCUCAUUCUCAAUAUAUGCGUUAGCUGUCAGUGCUAUAGCCUAAAUACCGUUAUUAUCAUCAUUUAUCAUGCUAGGUAGCCACAGAGACCAGCAUGGCUGACGGGGACUGGCAUGUCCUCCAUCUGUCCACAGUUGGACUUCUGAUGGACGGACAGACAGUCAUGAACACCAGCGACGACGGAGCUCUGGACCUGAGUGCUGUCAAUGUGGAGAAGAUAGUCCUUGGAGCGACUACAACUCCACCACCAUCCGGAGACACGAGAAUCAAGCGUCCAGGUGGGAAGAAAUGAUGUAGGAUGAAGUUGCCCUUAGAUGCUGAUCUUCGGUCAGUUUAGCAUUUUCCCCACUAAUGGUUAAGGUUAGGAUUGGGAAUCCUAGACCUGUACCUAGGGGAAACUUCACCCCGGAUCGGAAUAUAUUUUUGUUUUACAGACAUUUUAAUUUGUCAGUAAAUGACAGACUACUGAGCUGUCUAUUCAUUAACAGUGUGUGUUACUGUAAUCGUGUUCUCUGAGGGUAUUACUGAUAAUGUGUGAAGAUGUUCAGCCAAUCCCAAAUCCACCCCUAGUCCCUACCUCCUAUGUACUCGCAUAGAUCAGAGUGGAUUGGAUAGGUGUUGCAAUAUGGACAAAAAUCCACAUUAUUGUGCUGGAGUCUGGUGUAGCAGUCUAAGCUCCCGACACUGGACUCACAUUCCCCCCUCGGCGACGGGGGUUCAAGCCCCCGCUCUGCCAACUGUCUGUGCCCUUCACUACUUUUUCUCUGUCUAUAUCUCAAUCUGUAUUUACAUCUGUCCAGUCAAAAUACAUAAAGUGACUGGAACUCCCAUCCCAGAAAUAUACUUUACCUAUUUGAAGGCAAAGUGGAGCUAUCAUACCAUAUUGAUUUACGUCCAGUCUUUCAGAUCUACACAACUACCUAGGGGGCUAGGGAAACGUUUUUGGAUCAGGCAAGUAUGUUUCCUGUCUCCCCUCAGUAGGGUUCUCUGGUUGUGUGGAGUAUGUUCGAUACAAUGGCCAUGUCCUGCCAGUCAGCGGCUACAGUCUGAUAGUGGAGGUUUGGCCCAGUUCUACCCUGCUUCAGUCCAGCUGUGAGUCCCCAGGCUCCUGUGUUCCCUCAUGUGAGUCACUGACACACACGCGCACACAUUACAUCUAACAGAUAGGCUCCUCUUACCUGUCCAUACUGUAACACACAUUUCCUCUGGUACGUCCAGGCUCCUGUAUUUCCACAACCUGCCCUGAGGAGGUCCCCACCAAUGCCAGACUACCUUGCAUCUCUCUGCCCUGUACCACUGCUCCAGCCUGCGGUGGCACGGCUGGCACUAGGAACAGCUCCUGUAUCUGCCUUACGGCUGGCUCCUGUGAGCUCUGCUCCUCCCCUCCACCAGAGGACUUCCGGGGAGGAGCAAGAGGAGUGUGUUCUGAUCAGGAGGCCCUCAGGGGCCCCUCCGCUCCUUUGUGGGUCAUCGGCGUGGUCCUCCCCGUCACCUGCGUCCUCCUCUGCCUGGGUGUGUUCCUCUGCCUGAGGAGACGCAACACUAACGCCUGCCGCCACCGGCCACAGAAGCGCCAGGCUGACAGUGGCUCACCGCAGCGGAGAGAGGGAGGGACGGACAACGGAGCGUUUUGUUUCGAAGGCCCAAGGACCACUAGGGCUGUACCUGCGGUGAGAGGGAAGCCACCUGACGUGAUCCGGGCGGACAGACCGAGGGAGAGGGAGGCUGUCCAGGACGGGUACAGUACAGCCAGGCCAGGUGUGGAGGCUGGUGAACACAGUGAGGAGCUGGAAUACUACGAGAUAGACAGUGUCUAUAGUGUGUUCCAAUCUGAGACUGGUUCUCUAAGGGUCACUGGGCCUUUUCACAACACAGACUGGGAGAGGACAGACACUGGAGGGAGGGGAGGAGGAUUGAGGGGAUGUCAGAAGAAAAUAUCCUCAAAUCCAGAUGACAGAAACAGGUCAGUGGAGCUGUGGCAGAGGCCCCUGACACACCCUGACCAAAGAGUCUCCAGAGACAGAGGAUGUGGUAAGGCCAGUGGGCCGCUGAGUCAGGUAGAUGAUAGGUGGAGAGAGGGUGAAGAGCGCCGCUUCCCCGGGAGGUUGGCAGUGCCAGCGCUGAAGGGUCCUCCUCAGUGUCUCUCUGUGGAGGAGGUGAGGAGGCUGAACAACCCUGCGGGCCACGGGGAAUCAGCCCAAACACAGCAUGACAGGGAACCCUUUCAGUUACAUCAGCAGUCGGGUCAGCUGGCUCAACGGCCCAGACCUGGCAGUGCUACCAGAGGGAUAAACAGAGGGAUGGGAAGUUCUUCAGAGAGCGACACCUACAGCGCCUUUACCUGCUCAGAGGUCGACUUUGACAGGGACUUCUCUCUCCUAAGCGCCCAGGGCUUGUUACGGGAACAGACACUGGUCACCAGCCGCACCCACAGAGAACCAGAGGAGAGCCUGCCUGUCCCCUCCCCAUUUAGAGACCCUGUGCCCCCCUCUCAGGCCCACUACAGGACUAGGAUGGCUGACUCUGGUGAUUCCCCUCAGCAACGGGAGCAGCUCCUGAACAUGUGUGUGUGUUUCGACACCUACGCCCCAGUGUUUGAGGACAUCGCAGGGCUGCCAAUGGAACAACCACCUGACUGGGACAGGCAAAGCGAUCUGGAGGAGAUCAUAUGA
Coregonus sp. 'balchen' is the source of this 11508-nucleotide messenger RNA. The record is from the annotation of a GenBank genome assembly. Lineage: Eukaryota; Metazoa; Chordata; Actinopteri; Salmoniformes; Salmonidae.